Molecule: messenger RNA, 2043 nt
Organism: Ctenopharyngodon idella (grass carp)
Lineage: Eukaryota; Metazoa; Chordata; Actinopteri; Cypriniformes; Xenocyprididae
Gene: mep1a.1
Product: meprin A, alpha (PABA peptide hydrolase), tandem duplicate 1
Exons: 14
Coding region: 7-1845 (612 amino acids)
Biological process (GO): proteolysis
Cellular component (GO): membrane
Molecular function (GO): protein binding; zinc ion binding; metalloendopeptidase activity
Source: RefSeq, a predicted model, not a curated record
AUAACUAUGGUAAUAUCUUGUACCUCACAUACUGUCAGAAUGCUUUUACCGAGGCUGUUCAUCUUUACAGUGCUGGCUGCAGCACUUCAUGCUAUUCCAGUUUCAACUCGUAUUCAUGAGGUUGAAGAUGAACCAAAUGUCAACCCUUUCAUCAAUCUUGGAGCAAAAACCAGGCUGAUUGAGGGAGACAUAGCCCUACCUCCUGGUCGGGUUGGUCUUAUUGACACAGCAUUCAGGUGGAAGUUCCCUAUUCCAUACAUUCUAUCUGACAGCCUGGACCUUAAUGCAAAAGGUGCUAUCCAUCAGGCAUUUGAAAUGUACCGUCUAAAAUCAUGUGUUGAUUUCAAACCCUAUGAAGGAGAGAAGACAUACAUCAAAUUUGAGAAAAGAGAUGGGUGCUGGUCUUAUGUUGGAGAUCUACAGAACGGACAGUUGCUUUCUCUGGGGCAAGGCUGUGACCACAAGGCUGUGAUUGAGCAUGAACUGCUGCAUGCCCUGGGGUUUUACCAUACGCAGUCUCGCCAGGAUCGAGAUGACUAUGUGAAGAUCUGGCUAGAUCAGGUCACUGAAGGCAUGGAGCAUAACUUCAACAAAUAUGAUGACAGUUUUGUCACAGAUCUAAAUACACCAUAUGACUACGAAUCUGUUAUGCAUUAUCGUCCAUUCGCUUUCAACAAAGACCCCAGUAUUCCUACCAUCACGACCAACAUCCCAGAGUUCUUCAACAUCAUAGGGCAGUACCUGGACUUUAGUGAGAUGGAUGUUGUCAGACUGAAUCGAAUGUACAACUGCUCCUCUUCUCUUACCCUGCUGGACCAGUGUGCUUUUGAAAACAUAAACAUUUGUGGGAUGGUACAGAGUUUGACUGACGAUGCUGAUUGGGUCCAUCUUAAGAGCUCUCCUGGCUCUGAGGAUCAUACUCUCAGUGGACAAUGCAGAGAUUUAGGAUAUUCUAUGCACAUUGACACCUCCACUGGAAGUGCAGAACAAUCCGCUCUCCUUGAAUCCCGCAUCCUAUAUCCUAAGAGGAAGCUGCAAUGCCUCCAGUUUUUCUACAAAAUGACAGGGAGUAUAAAGGACAGGCUAGUAAUUUGGGCCAAGAUGGAUGAUGGAACAGGAACCGUGCGAAAAUUAAAGAAACUGCAUACAAUUUGGGCUGACGAAGACAAAACAUGGAAGAUUGCGCAUGUGUCAAUGCAGAUAGGGGCAAAAUUCCGCUAUGCCUUCCAGGCGAUGAAAGGAGACCCUGCCAACUCUGGAGGAGGCAUAUUCAUUGAUGAUAUCAGCCUGACAGAGACCCACUGCCCAGCCGCUGUCUGGCGCAUCCAGAACUUCUCGAGCAUCCUGGAAACAGCCGACUACAACACCGUGCUGACCAGCCCUCGUUUCUACAGUCCUGAGGGUUACGGUUAUGGUGUUCAAGUACGGCCACUGUCUGGCUACUCCGAUUACACAGGCAACUACACUGGUCUGUAUUUCCAUCUGGCCAGUGGUGACAAUGACAUUGUGAUGCAGUGGCCUGCUGUGAACCGCCAGGCCACCAUAGUGGUGAUGGACCAGGAUCCAGACAUUAAGCUGAGGAUGUCCUCUGCUCGUAGCCUCACCACUGAUAUGACCACAGUCAAUGAAAACCAACUAAUAUGGGACAAUCCAAGAAAGGUUGGGACCUUUGACCCAAGCUGCCAGUGUUAUCGAGGAGAGUCAAAGGGAUGGAGGACUUUCAUAAAACACUACGACUUGCGCAGGCGCAAUUACCUGAAAAAUGAUGACCUCAUCAUCUUUGUUGACUUUGAGGACUUAACAAGCCUGAUAAACAGUGAAGUUCCGGUUGCACCAAAGAAUUGAGGCAGCUAAGUCUGUGUCAGUCUUUAAAGUCUGAAGAGUGAAAGCUGUGUGCAUUGUGGACAACGUCAUCUAAAACACUUUAAAAAUGGAAUUAUGAUAGUAAUUCUGUGCUACAAAAAUGUGUUUGAUAACUCACUCUGUACUCUUACCUUUUAAACAUUCCCAAUAAAGUCUCAAGUUAAACUCUUUUGCCAAAUG